Messenger RNA from Dendrobium catenatum, 1862 nucleotides. RefSeq names its product transcriptional adapter ADA2. Gene Ontology annotation, biological process: chromatin remodeling; regulation of transcription by RNA polymerase II. Gene Ontology annotation, cellular component: nucleus. The coding region runs from base 119 to 1855 and encodes 578 amino acids. The record is from RefSeq and is a predicted model, not a curated record. The transcript is spliced from 13 exons. NCBI's taxonomy places the organism in Eukaryota, Viridiplantae, Streptophyta, Magnoliopsida, Asparagales, Orchidaceae. Gene Ontology annotation, molecular function: chromatin binding; transcription coactivator activity; zinc ion binding.
CUCGAAAGUGAAAUCGAAAUUCCCGACUUUUGAGUAUGGCGUCAACAGCUUCAGGGCCGAUGCUUUCCCGGUUCUAACCUGGAAAGCGAAAUCGUGGAAUCCUCUUGUGCGAGGUUCGAUGGGCCGUUCUCGCGGAGUUUCUAACUCCGCGGACGACGACGUGAAUCAGAGAUCAAAGAGAAGAAGGGUUGCCCCUGCUGGGGAGAAUCUUGAAAAUGCUUCCACAGGUCAAGGUGGCACUGAAGGAAAGAAAGCUUUAUACCAUUGCAAUUAUUGUAACAAGGACAUAUCUGGAAAGAUAAGAAUUAAAUGUUCAAAAUGUCCCGAUUUUGAUCUUUGUGUUGAGUGCUUUAGUGUAGGUGCUGAAGUCACCCCUCACAGAAGCAAUCAUCCAUACAGAGUCAUGGACAACUUGUCUUUCCCCCUUAUUUGUCAGGACUGGAACGCAGAUGAGGAAAUACUUCUUCUUGAGGGUAUAGAAAUGUACGGGUUGGGAAACUGGGCUGAAGUUGCUGAGCAUGUUGGUACCAAGAAUAAAGAACAAUGCAUCAACCAUUACACAGCCUUGUACAUGAAUUCUCCAAGCUAUCCUCUUCCGGAUAUGUCUCGCGUUAAUGGAAAAAAUAGAAAGGAACUUCUUGCUAUGGCUAAAGCACAGGGCGAGGGCAAGAAAGGAAUUUCUGUGCUUGGUGAUGUCACACCCAAAGAGGAGUCUCCCUUCUCUCCCUCAAGGAUCAAGGUUGAAGAUUUAAGUGAAGUCCAUGCUGGACGGUCGCCAUCUGGUUUAACAGUUGGCGCCUCUAAAAAGGUUUCAAAUGUGGGACAACUUAAAGAAGUUUCUGAUGUAACUAAGGUCGAAAGCUUAAUAACAGCUGAAGAUCAUGUUGAUAGGAGUGUUGGUGUUAAAAAGCCCAAGUAUUCAGGAGAUGAAGCGCCCUCUUUGACCGAGUUAAGUGGAUUCAAUCCAAGGAGGCAGGAAUUUGAUCUUGAAUAUGACAAUGAUGCUGAGCAAUCAUUGGCUGAUAUGGAAUUCAAGGAAACGGACACCGAGACUGAUCGAGAACUGAAACUACGUGUUUUACAUAUAUAUUUGUCAAGGCUUGAAGAGAGGAGAAGGAGAAAGGACUUCAUAUUAGAGAGGAAUCUACUUUAUCCUCAUCCAUUAGAAAAGGAAUUGGCAAACGAAGAUAGAGAGGUGUAUCAUCGGUACAAGGUAUUCAUGCGAUUUCUAUCCCAAGAAGAGCACGACGCACUAGUGAGCAGUGUUAUUGAAGAGCGUAGAAUUAGAAGAAGAAUUCAAGAGCUUCAGGAGUGUCGAGCCGCCGGAUGCCGUACGUUGGCAGAAGCAAAGAUGUACGCAGAACAGAAGAGGAGAAAAGAACUGGAGGCCAACGUUCAGAAAACGAAGGAAACUAGCGCGCUAAUCAACAAUAAUAAAGUUACACAGAAGAUAAAUAGACCCAUCAGUAGAGAUAAAAUUGAUUCUGAUGGAAGCCCCCUCAGCAUGGUUGAUAAUCACAAAAUAAAAGGUCUAACAUUAGAUUCCAGUGGCAAAGAUUCUCCUGUGACAUCAGGGCAGGCUAAUCUGAGAUCUUUUGAUGACUGGGAUAUCAUUGGACUUCCUGGAGCAGACUUGUUAACUGAAAGUGAACAAUUACUGUGUUGCCAGAACAGAUUAUUUCCAAGCCAUUAUCUUAAAAUGCAGGAAGUCUUGGUCCAAGAGAUACUGAAGGGUGCGGUGGUGAAAGCAGUUGAUGCCCACCAGCUUUUCAAGAUUGAUCCAAAUAAAAUAGACAAGAUAUAUGACUUGGUAACAAAGAAGCUUGGCCAGAGUGAGGAUUUAUUUAAUGCUUAAAUAACCG